Molecule: messenger RNA, 796 nt
Organism: Mya arenaria
Lineage: Eukaryota; Metazoa; Mollusca; Bivalvia; Myida; Myidae
Product: protocadherin Fat 3-like
Exons: 6
Coding region: 140-796 (218 amino acids)
Biological process (GO): homophilic cell-cell adhesion
Cellular component (GO): membrane
Molecular function (GO): calcium ion binding
Source: RefSeq, a predicted model, not a curated record
CUUUGUGACUGUGAACAUCAUCCGAAACAAUUUCGCGCCUGUGUUCACCGCGGCCUUGUGCGAUGUCCAGCUGACCACUUUUAACAACCAGCAGUUCUUCCUCACUCAAGUGACGGCCACUGACCAGGAUGGCUCGUUGAUGCCGUUUGGUCAUGUCCGGUACAGCAUUAUUGGUGACGAUGUCGCAGUGAAUCUGUUCAACAUCGAUGAAGUUAACGGAAACAUCAACGUGGUGGGAGACCUUUCCACAAGUGGUGCAGAAUCCUACACGAUCCGAGUGCAAGCUCGUGACCUCGGUGACCCAGCCCGCUAUGGAUACAAGGUGUGCAGUGUCAGCGUGCAGCAGAAAUUCCAGCCUCCAUUCUUCCUCAACAACUCCCACCAGGCCACCGUUCAGGAAUCUUUCCCGCUUGGCAAUACCAUCCUUACUGUAUACGGACGCGACAAUGACCUUGCGGCACCCCACAACACAGUGCGCUACAGGCUGAUGCGCGAUCCAGAAGAUCUCGAGUGUUUCCUUAUCAACAAGGUGACUGGCAACCUUGCGCUGUGCCGAUCUCUUCUCUACGACCCUUGCACUGCCAAUGUCUUCUUUGGUAAUGACAAUUCACCAUUCUUCCUCAACGACCCAUACGCCCGUACCCUGGUUGAGACAGAGGCCGUUGGAACACUUGUGUAUGACACUCUGGCUCCAUUCAACACACUUACCUACUCCAUUAUUGGUGACGAUGCAGCUGCUUCAUAUUUCCGCAUCAACUCGACAACUGGUAAUGUGUUCCUGGCCAGCAGUGUGUAG